GAGGCGCCUCGCUUCACGCACACAGUUUCCUUCCAAACUUUCUCCCUCGUCGCAGGUAGUAACUCCGGGCCUGGCCGGGAGGAUGGAGGCGGCGGCCAACUGCUCCCUGCGCGUGAAGCGGCUGCUCUUGGACCCCAAGUUCGAGGGCUACAAGCUCUCCCUGGAGCCGCUGGCCUGCUACCAGCUGGGGCUGGACUCGGCUGUAGCAGAAGUGAAACUUCGAGAUGAUCAGUAUACCCUGGACCACAUGCGUGCCUUUGGCAUGUAUAAUUACCUACAUCUUGAUUCUUGGUACCAGGAUAAUGUCUACUAUGUUGAUCAACUUGGAAGGGUUAUGAAUUUAUCAGUGACUCUGGACACUGCCUUUCGAAAGCCGAGAGAAGUAUUCAGGCUACCUUCAGACGUGACAGCUUGCGAUAAUCGCCUUUGUGCAUCAAUACACUUUUCAUCUUCUACCUGGGUUACCAUUUCAGAUGGAACAGGAAGUUUGUUUCUUAUUAAAACGGGCAAACGUGGAGAUGCUGCAUCUGAAAAGUGGGAGAUUAUGUUUAAUGAAGAACUUGGGAGUCCCUUUGUUAUAGCCCACAGUGUUUCCUUUGUAAAGUCAGAUGUGCAUUCAGUAGCUGGGCUUCUGCUUCGAGUAGAAAAAGAUGAACUGGAUGCAAAAGGAAGUGGCUUCCAUGUGUCCUUGGAAUGGGUUACAAUCACAGAAGUAGACCAAGAGGAUAAUCAAAGAUAUGAAAUCUUCAAGCGCAGAGUUCUCCAAGGAAAGUCAGUCCCUCAUUAUGCAGCUAUCGAGCCAGAUGGGGAUGGUCUAAUGAUUGUCUCCUACAAACCCUUCAGAUUUAUGCAGGAUGAGGAGAAUCAGCUUGAAAAAAAGGAAGAUGGGAAAAUAGCAGAUAAAAAGAAAGACCCUGUCUAUUACUGGCAACAGACUGAAGAUGAUUUGACAGUAACAAUUCAUCUUCCACAAGACAUCACUAAAGAUAACAUACAAGUACAGUUUUCUCCAGAUCAUAUCAUUGUAGCAUUGAAAAGUCAGCCUCCUUUGGUGGAAGGAAAACUCUGUUCAUCUAUUGACCAUGAAAGCUGCACAUGGAUAAUUAGAGAUAAUAGUUUGGAGAUUUCUCUAAUUAAGAAGGAUGAAGGACCCAUGUGGCCAGAGCUUAUAGUAGGUGACGCACGAGGAGAAUUCAUCAUGGACUCUUCCCAGUGUUCUGCAGUAGCUGAACGUCUGAUGCAUCUUACCUCUGAAGAAAUGAAUCCAAACCCUGACAAAGAAAACCCUCCUUGUAAUGCACAGGAAUUAGAGGAAUGUGAUAUUUUUCUUGAAGACAGCACAAGCUUAUGCAGAUUUGAUGGUAACACCUUGAAAAUCACUCAUGUGGUAAAUCUUGGAAGUAACCAGUAUCUCUUCUCAGCAGUGGUGGAUCCCAAAGAAAUGCCUUGCUUCUGUUUGCGGCAUGAUAUUGAUGCUCUUCUCUGGCAGCCACGUUCUGACCAACCGGACAAUAUGUGGGAGCACAUUGCAACUUUCAAUGCUUUAGGUUAUGUCCAAGCAUCAAAGGAAGACAAGAAAUUCACCGCUUGUCCUCCAAAUUAUUCCUAUGCUGCUAUUUGUGAGUGCCUGCGUCGAGUGUUCAUCUAUCGACAGCCCACUCCUCUGUCCACUGUUCUCUACAACAGGAAGGAGGGAAGACAAGUAGGGCAGGUUGCUAAGCAGCUGGUAGCAACCCUGGAAGCCAGUGAUCCUAUCUUGGGCUUUCAAGCUACAAAUGAGAGAUUAUUUGUUCUCACAACAAAAUCCUUGCUUUUAAUAAAGGUAAACACUGAAAAUUAAUUAUCCAAUAUGUCAUGUUGACUUGGAUGUAUUCACAAUUGGUCUGAGAAAUGGUGAGAUAUUAGCUAAAAAGUUCAAUCACAUACUACUGAAGUUGAAGUAAAAUAUCAUAUGUAGCCUGUUUAAUUUUUAAAAGGACAACCAAAAUAUGUUCACUGGAACUUGUCUCUGUGCCCAGUUGGAUAAAGCUUUUCAACUCCAUUGUCACUGAAUUUUUGUGGGAACUUCCAAUUCUAUGGAAAAGUGCAAGAAAACUGUCUGUGCUAGCAGCAUUUUAAUCAGUUACCAGAGUCAUGUGUGAAAUGAUCCAUCCAUACAUUGCUUUUUUCAUAUAGUUUUUCUACCACACUUCUGCCAUUCAAGAAGAUCUUGAGUAUUCACUAAUUUCUAUUUUGUAUAAUUGCCACAGUCUCUCUGUGGGUAUUAUUCAGAUAAAAUAAAACAAGGCUUUGUUUUAUUACAAGUUUAUAUAAACACAAGGCAAAGAUCACACUUUAUCCAAAUAGAUAUUUUACAGAGCCAUUUAAAUUAUUUUUGAAAAUUUUAGUCUGUUUGUUUAAAUGUCUUUACUUAGUAUUAGCAAAUCAUGGCUCAUUGGCUAAAUGAUGGUGUGUUGGGGCAUCUGCUUUUCUCAGGCAUGUUUUUUAUUCAGGUCAAAUAACCACAUUAUAUACAUGCAGUUGUAGUAAUCUGAUUGAGACACAUUUGUGCUUCCCAUUAAAUCUUCAAACAUUUUAAAAA
Molecule: messenger RNA, 2581 nt
Organism: Terrapene triunguis (Three-toed box turtle)
Lineage: Eukaryota; Metazoa; Chordata; Testudines; Emydidae
Gene: NUDCD1
Product: NudC domain containing 1
Exons: 10
Coding region: 83-1840 (585 amino acids)
Source: RefSeq, a predicted model, not a curated record